UGGACCAGUUACUAUCCGAGAGCCGCUUCAAAAGCGCAAACUAAUUUAAUCCCCGAUAUCUCGACAGCCGCUUACUUACGCCCAAAUGUCACGCAAGAACUCAUUCAGAUAGUCCUGUAUACCAUAAAGGGGUUAUUGGGAUGAAUAUGUACAAAUUGUCGUGAUUUUGCUUUUUGAACAUUUUGCAAAGUGUUUUUUUUUUUAGAGCAUGUUCGCUUCAAACACGCUUUUGCUUCUGAAGUUCUUGCUAAUACUCGCCACUAACACCUCUCGCGGCCUUCGCCAGGAGAAAUAAAGAUGCUAACUAACCUAAACUAGCUUGUGUACGGAGCUAGAAAUGUACAAUCUGAGCUACUAACAACUAACUCACGCCACGUCCACAUGAAUGUUCUCAGUUUAAAAUACCGUUUGCUAAUGUUGUCUUGUUUUAGCAUGCAUUAAUCGAACGCAAUCAUAUGAUUAUAAUACUCUCCAUUUCUUACGUCAUCUUUUUCAAUGGAAGAAAAGGCUUAAAUGUAGCGAUAUCGAUGCAUAAACAAACAUAUUAGACGUAUGAUACGGCAUUGCAAUCGUAAUAUGUGUUAUCGGUUGUUUCCUAAAGUCAUCGUUUUCUAGUAUGUGUCACCAGAGCCCGUUUUCAGCUGAGAAUAACAUCGUUCUAGACGUGUAAUCGUAGCAAAGUCAAUGUACAUGAAAACGUUAUUGUGGGCGUGGCCUGUAUAAAUCCUGCAUGAACUAUUAAUACGUUGAGGAAACGUUAUGAAGCAGUCACAAACAGCCCGUCUCCGUCGCACCUGAUGUUUCAUGACCGCUGAACACUUGAUACUGUACGUGUGUUUAACUUGUGUUGUUGUUUUGUUUUCUUCACCAGUGUGUUUCUAAUUGUUGUUUUUAUUUUCUCUGUGCUCAGCGGAGACGGCGUGUGCUGCAGGACUCAUGGGUCGUAUGUAGAUUUGUUUGCAUUUAAGUCCUCGUGACUGAAUCAUGUCAAUCAAUAAUCGCUCUGAUCUUUAACAUUUUAACCCGAUUAACUCACUGAAGAUUGUGUUUCCUGUCACUAAUCUGUGUGCUGACACUCGCUGCUGAACGGUGUGCCGACUGAUGAUGCUGUUUAUAUGAUUCACGGGUUUAUUGAGUGAUUUGUAACACGUGAAUGUUUCAUGUGCAGCUCAUAUUUCACAUCACAAUCCGAAGAAAGAAAAAAGAAAUUGAUUUGUGUAAUUAAGAGUAUUUUUAGGACUAUUAAUCAUUUUUGCAUUGUGAUCUCACAAUCUUAUAAUCUCCAAGUCCUCGUGGUGGCAGAGGGAAUCUCAGUUGCCUCCGCGUCUGAGACCGUCAAUCUGCGCAUCUUAUCACGUGACUUGUUGAGUGUGUUACCAUGGAGACGUAGCGUGUGAGGAGGCUUCACGCUAUUCUCCACGGCAUCCACGCACAACUCACCACACGCCCCACCGAGAGCGAGAACCACAUUAUAGCGACCACGAGGAGGAUUCACCUAAAUAAACAUUUGUUUGUCGUCAUCUCCAGGUCUUAUUUUUACACAAAAAUCAAAGGAAAUAAUAAUUAUUGUUUUUUUUAUUACAUUUAUUUUUAGGGCUAUUUAAGAUAUUUUUUGUUAUUUUUAUGAUUAAGCAUAUUUUCCCCCAAUCACUCAUUACUGUGGUGUAAAACACUGCGUCACUCUUUGUUCAAAAGGUAUUUAUGCAUCAUGGUGGUGUAGUGCCGUUACGUGAUGCUAAUUGAAAGAGUCAUUACAGUAUUUGUUUUUUACUGAUUGUAAAUGAUAAAGUAUAACAUGGAUGUAUUAUAAUAAAGAUAAUUGUGGGGUAAAGGGAAUAUAUCACAAUGCAAAAAAAAUCUGAACGUCCUAAAAGUACAUUUAUUUGACAUAAUAAACGUUUCUUUUAUUUGGAGGUGAGAGGAACGUGUGUUUUUCAGAGCUGCAGCUCGUGUCAUUGAGUUGGAAUGAUGUUUUUGUGUUCAGUGCCACUAAACCGGCAGAUCGCUCGCGUGUGUACAUCGAACAUCUGUGUUAGGAGUUACUUUACAGUCUAACAGAUGUGCAGCGUUCAGUGUGUGUGUGUGUGUGUGUGUGUGUGUGUGUGUGUGUGUGUGUGUGUGUGUGUGUGUGUGUGUGUGUGCGCACUAAUCAUGUAAAUAUUUCAACAUUUGUCUGCACAGCUGGAACGGAAAUGGCUUGAUGUUGCACGUGAACAGGCAAAACCAUUUCCACCCGCACACGCGCACACCACACACACGCACACUCACACACACACUCACACACCACGCACACACUCACUCACACGCGCACUCACACACCACACACACACCACGCACACUCACACUCACACGCACACCACACACACGCACACUCACACACCACGCACACACUCACUCACACGCGCACUCACACACCACACACACACCACACACACUCAUACGCACACCACACGCACACGCACACCACGCACACCACACACACGCACACUCACACACGCACACUCACACGCACACCACACGCACACUCGCACACACACUCACAUGCACACACGCACACGCACACUCACACACACGCGCACACACUCACACGCGCGCACACACACGCACUCACACACGCACACUCACACCACACACGCACUCACACACGCACACACGCACUCACACACGCACUCACACACGCACACACGCACUCACACACGCACACACGCACUCACACACGCACACUCGCACCACACUCACACACACGCACUCACGCACUCUCACACACGCACUCACACGCACACUCACACCACACUCACACACACACCACACACGCACUCACACACACACACCACAAACCAACUCACAGCAUGCGCACACUCACACCACACACACACUCUCACACACACACUGACUCGCAUGUUUAUAAUCACGCUCGGGUGGUUUUCCUUCAGGUCCUCUAGUGGUGCUUCAGUGUAACUGCAGUUAAAUGCGCAGCUAACAUUUUACUAACAUUUACCUUCAAACCAGGAAUAGAAAAACCUUUUAAUGAGUUAUUCAAUUUGAGCUGUAUUUUGUUUUAUGGAUUUUUUUUCUUUGUGAUUUUGUAAUAUUGUUUUAAAUGCCAGUAAAAGGUGGAGGGGACGGCACUCGGAGCGCCGUUUAGAAGCUUGCUCGUACAUUUCAUAUUUCAACCCCAAGAGUUUAUAUAGAAUAUAUGAUUUGUGAAAUCUCUGUUCAAUUUGUGUUGAAAUAUAUGAGAGAGAGAGAGAGAGAGAGAGAGAGAGAGAGAAUAUUUUGGGACAACAUGUUUAUUCUUGUUUGUUUACAGCUGGUUUUGGUCAGAGUUAGACUGCUCCGGCUCCGUGCCUUGUUCUGAUUGGCUGAAAGGCCAAAGUGUUUGUGUGGGAGCAUGUUUUUGUGCAUUCUCUUUCGCUCCGCCUCCAUCUCAUGAAUAUUCACACAAGUGUCUUAAUAUUUUAAUACUUCAAUGAUUUUAAGGCUUUUAAUUGUUCACAAAUAAACCAGCUUCAAGCAGCUGCUCUCUGUGUCCGCCCGGGUCAUCAUUUACUCACUCUCGUGUUGUUCCAAACCUAUAUAGCUUUCAUUACAUAUUUUUUGCAUACAAUUAAGUGAAUGGUGACCGAGGCUAUCAUUCUGUCUAUCAUGUAUAUUUUUUGUGUGUGUUCUGUGGCAGAAACAAAGACAAAUGGCUUUGGAAUAAUAUAAGGACAUUAAUUUAGGGGGGUUGAACGGUCCCUUUAACUGUUCAUUUAGGUUGGGUGAACUUUCAAUGCGCACACAAACACUGAAAUAAUUGCUGUGGUCCAUUUUCUAACCCAGAUCAAAUCUUCUGUGAUUUUAUGUAAAUAAAGUAUUUAAAUGUAGAUUCCCCCCAUCCCACAUCUUUAAGCCAAAGUACACUUCUGUUUUCCACAUGCCGCAGUCAUGAACGGUUGAGUCCUCCCGGACAUGCAUCAAAUAGAUGCUUGUAUGUUUCCUAAUAGAGCACUGAAUUGGACAAUUGAAUCGCUUUGGAGUCAUAUGCAGACUGUAUUGGCAGUACCAAUGUUUGUGCGUCGUCUGUGCAUGCACCUGCCAUUUAUUGUGCUAAAAGAGGAUCCGUAAGCAGUUGCAGUGUGUCUUUGAAAGUACUUUGAAAUGCUAGAGAGCUCGACUGUCUGUGAUGUCCUUUUCAACAUUAUCAAAUUACUUCCAUAUAUCAUUAAUGUUGAAUCAAGAUUAUUCUAAACUGUGAAAUGCUUUUCGACAUCUUAAUCAAAUUCACCAUAAAUAAAUCAAUGAACUAACACUUAUGUUAACUCAUGGUGUGGUGAGAAGGUAUUUCCUGUAAGAUGUUUUGUGAAGCAGACCGGCUCAGGGUCAAUUUCAAGAAACAUCUCAAUGAAACCCAGACUGUGAAUUCGGCGACUGCAGGUCGAAAGCUCUUUAUCUGAAAUCGGUCUGUGUUUGCUGAAAUUUGACGCACUGCCUCCAGUGGCUGAAGUUGGAAGUGUUGUUGAAUGUAUCGGCACAUUUGAGCUUCAGUUUCCAGGUGAAAUAUCCACAGAGCCUUUGUGAGUUGGUUUUAGUUGUAAAUGAUGUUGGGGAUGCAAACUCAUCUUUCACCAAAAUUUGCCGUAGAUUUGAAAACGUUCACAUGAACAACUUAUCAAAUUUGUUGGAUCAAAAUGAUUAGUCCUACUUCAUAUGUGGUGUCUUUAACUACUACGUACACACAUUAAAAUACAUACAAUGUAUUUAUUAUGUAACUACAUUUCUAUUAAUCUGCAAAAUUCUAAUUUGCUGGUACUGAGGUUGAGGUGUACCAGUAGGUUUAGGAGUAGGGUUCGGGUUGGGGCUAAUGAUGAGAGUUGAGGUAUGGGUAGGUUUAGGAGUAGGGUUCGGGUUAGGGUUAAUGAUGAGAGUUGAGGUACGGUUAGGUUUAGGAGUAGGGUUUGGGUUAGGGUUAAUGAUGAGAGUUGAGGUACGGGUAGGUUUAGGAGUAGGGUUCGGGUUAGGGUUAAUGAUGAGAGUUGAGGUACGGGUAGGUUUAGGAGUAGGGUUCGGGUUAAUGAUGAGAGUUGAUGUAAGGGUAGGUUUAGGAGUAGGGUUAGGGUUAAUGAUGAGUGUUGAGGUACGGUUAGGUUUAGGAGUAGGGUUUGGGUUAGGGUUAAUGAUGAGAGUUGAGGUACGGGUAGGUUUAGGAGUAGGGUUCGGGUUAAUGAUGAGAGUUGAGGUACGGGUAGGUUUAGGAGUAGGGUUCGGGUUAGGGUUAAUGAUGAGAGUUGAGGUACGGUUAGGUUUAGGAGUAGGGUUAGGGUUAAUGAUGAGAGUUGAUGUAAGGGUAGAUUUAGAAGUAGGGUUUGGGUUAAUGAUGAGAGUUGACGUAAGGGCAGGUUUAGGAGUAGGGUUUGGGUUAUGGUUAAUGAUGAGAGUUGAUGUAAGGGUAGGUUUAGGAGUAGGGUUAUGGUUAAUGAUGAGAGUUGAUGUAAGGGUAGGUUUAGGAGUAGGGUUCGGGUUAGGGUUAAUGAUGAGAGUUGAGGUACGGGUAGGUUUAGGAGUAGGGUUAGGGUUAAUGAUGAGAGUUGAUGUAAGGGUAGAUUUAGAAGUAGGGUUUGGGUUAAUGAUGAGAGUUGACGUAAGGGCAGGUUUAGGAGUAGUGUUCGGGUUAGGGUUAAUGAUGAGAGUUGAUGUAAGGGUAGGUUUAGGAGUAGGGUUUGGGUUAUGGUUAAUGAUGAGAGUUGAUGUAAGGGUAGGUUUAGGAGUAGGGUUUGGGUUAUGGUUAAUGAUGAGAGUUGAUGUAAGGGUAGGUUUAGGAGUAGGGUUUGGGUUAUGGUUAAUGAUGAGAGUUGAUGUAAGGGUAGGUUUAGGAGUAGGGUUUGGGUUAUGGUUAAUGAUGAGAGUUGAUGUAUGGGUAGAUUUAGGAGUAGGGUUUGGGUUAUGGUUAAUGAUGAGAGUUGAUGUAAGGGUAGAUUUAGGAGUAGGGUUAGGGUUAAUGAUGAGAGUUGAGGUACGGGUAGGUUUAGGAGUAGGGUUAGGGUUAAUGAUGAGAGUUGAGGUACGGGUAGGUUUAGGAGUAGGGUUCGGGUUAGGGUUAAUGGUGAGGGUUGAGUUAGGGUUAGGUAGAAUCAUUGAUUUAUGAAAAUUCAAUUACUUCCUGGUUUCCAUGGGACUAGAACCCAUUUCUAUGAGGCUGCUGACACGCCGCCUUAUUCGUCACGCCACAGGAAAAGGUAAACGCACUCGAACUGAUGCACUAAUGUCUGAUGAGAGAUGACGCUUGUCAUGAAUUUGACGUAAAAUGUAUCGAUGUUAAGAGUACUUAAACAUGCAAAAUGUCAGUUAUGUUGGAAAACCCUUAGAUACAAUUUUGAUGCUUUUAUUGAGCCUGUCCUGGUUAGGGAAUUGCCCGUUAUUGUUCCACAGAGACCUACACUUCCUUUUAUCUCUCAGAGUUUUCUUAACUAAAGGGGCUUUAACCAGCUGCAGAUCUGUCUAUAACUCUGAAGGAAACCUUCGAGUAUUCUCCCAUGACACACUGACGGAACAAUUUGGAGAACCUCUAAAGGAUAUUUCAAGAAGGUUAGUUCUCUGAAGAACUUAUGAGAAGGAACCCAUAACUUCCUGCAAUAACACUGAAGACUGCCAGUGCUUCCUUCAGUAAUAUUAUUCUAAAGGAAACCUUAAAUGUAUGCUGAAGGAUCCUUGAGUCUAUAAUUAGAUGUUUGAGGCACACAGAACAGAAAAGUUUAGCUUGUGUGGCAAUCAGAGGAACUCAAUGUACUGAAUGUUUUGAGAGUAUUUUUUUCCCCACUUUUACAAUGUAUGUCCAGCUGUUGACACUCUCUGCUUUGCUUAUAGACAUGCAUGCACUACAGCAGACCAGACCUGAAGACCUUGAAGAUUGUCCAUAAUUUUACACCCUGGUGCAAUGUAGUAGUGCAUGUAUCUCUAGAUGCUUUAGAUGCUUCUCUUCAACUUCAUCUCAACCAAUCAGACUUGACAUGAUCUUUACAUGGUGAAAAGCUCAUUUCCCAGAGAAUAACAGGAAGAGUGAGCGAGACAAAUCUAGGAAACAUGGUCAAUAUAGUUCAUUGUGAUUUGCAGCCAUGUUUUUCUUCUAUCUUUCUCUUUCAGGCUCGCAGGGGUCGUGAUGGCAAUGCUGGUGAACAAGCUAACGGAGGUCAGGUGGUUCUUAAAGAUGCUGAGAAAAUUCAGGAGUCAUCUGAGAGCUGAGAGAUGUGCACACAGGAACAGAUCUUCAUUGCCACUGAGUUCAUCAUGCUGAUGGUUUUUUUAAUGGAAACUAUUGUUCCGGGAUUCCCAUCUACUGAAGUCUUGUGAUUGAACCAGUGGAGCUUCAUACAGCGUUAUGAUUGGCUGAAUGAACUGUCAGUGCAGUGACUGUCCACUGUAAAACUGCCUCACAUGUUUGUAGAUAACAGUGCACAAAACAUGUGUUUAGAUGAAGAAGACUGCAUUUGAGUUGUAACUCUGAAUAUAUUGAGUGUAAAUAUAGUUUUAUUUAAUUGAAAUUUUACCAGGAGAGUUUAUUCAUAUGUUGAUCAUAUCUUCGUAUUAGAAACACAUUGAAACCCUGAAUUAAUACUUAUUAAACAUUACCAGAAACAUUCAUUGUGUUAGUACUUGUCUGUUAAGGGGUGCAGAAAUUACUCUGCAUGAGAUUUAAGUGUCUCCCUAUUUUUAUUAAAGCAAUAGUUCACCAAAAUGAAAAUUCUGUGAAAACCAAAAACUGCUUGAAUUUGAAUGAGUUUGGUUUAAUGUGUGAUCUGUUUUAUAGUUUUACACCAAGUGAGCGAUUACAAACCUCUAACCAUAAGGCUUUCUUCAGAACAUGUUGAAAUCAAGAUGUGUUGAUGUGUAUGCGAGUGGAAAAGUACUUUUAUGACUCCUCAUCAGACUCUUAUGGUGUUUUAGAUAAAACUAAUAAACCCACUUGAGGAGGAAAUAAAACUGAUGAUGACUACAAAAGAUAAAUGGGGCAGACAACUUUUAUAAUCAGAAGAUUUCAGACGUUAUAAUAUGAAGACUUCCUGAAGCUUAGACCAAUAUUUAAAUGAUUUUGUUUAGUCAAUGCAAUUAAUUUUCAUUAUUCAACGUUCAAUAUUUAAUGGAACAUCAUUCUGUCAACACAACCAGAGGCACUCUCAAAAUUGAGUUUUUGUUAUAGAAUUU
Xyrauchen texanus (razorback sucker) is the source of this 8178-nucleotide messenger RNA. Its product is annotated as lysophosphatidic acid receptor 2-like. Gene Ontology annotation, cellular component: membrane. Gene Ontology annotation, molecular function: lysophosphatidic acid receptor activity. The record is from RefSeq and is a predicted model, not a curated record. The transcript has 6 exons. Lineage: Eukaryota; Metazoa; Chordata; Actinopteri; Cypriniformes; Catostomidae. The coding region runs from base 4844 to 6124 and encodes 426 amino acids. Gene Ontology annotation, biological process: G protein-coupled receptor signaling pathway.